This is a messenger RNA of Acytostelium subglobosum LB1, 894 nucleotides long. RefSeq lists its product as hypothetical. Lineage: Eukaryota; Evosea; Eumycetozoa; Acytosteliales; Acytosteliaceae. The transcript has a single exon. The record is from RefSeq and is a predicted model, not a curated record. The coding region runs from base 1 to 894 and encodes 297 amino acids.
AUGUUUGCCGCAACAAGAUCCAAAGCUAAAGCCGCCAAAGCAGCUACAUCUGCUGCCUUGUCAAAGACGAGUAGUCCUUCUACCUCUUCAACAACCACAUCAUCAUCAUCAUCAUCAGACAACGAAGAUGACGAUGACGACUUUGUAACAACAGCUCCAAAGACAAAGAAAACUCAAAAGACUACUCCAAAGUCAUCUACAAAGACAAAGCCAGCACAACAAUCAUCUUCAUAUGCCAAUACAAUGAGGAAAUACUUCUUGGUGGAGGCUGCAAAGAUUGAGGGCGUGAAGAAGAGGUCGGCAGAGAUGAAGAAGUAUAUGCGUGAUCAGUUUGAUUAUCUUGGUCUAAGAGGCCCUAUAAGGAAGGCAACUUUGAAGGAGUUCAUAAAACAACAUGGUCAUCCAGAGGACGAAGAUCUGUUGCCAAUCUACAUGCUGCCCGAAAGAGAGUUCACAUACUGCGCAAUGGAGAUGGCGAUUCGUGGCGCAAAGAAAGGAAAGGAGGACCGUCUGGAUCUAUACCUUGGCAUGGCUAAUCAUCAACCCUGGUGGGAUACCAUUGACUUUAUUGCAUCCAACUUGGUCGGUACCCAUCUGCAGCUGUAUCCAGACACGGUGAGCAGUCUGGUCGAUGAGUGGAUUGUCCACGAGUCAAUGUGGAUCCGACGCAUAGCCCUGUUGUUCCAACUCAAGUACAAGAAGCAGACCGAUGUCAGUCUGCUGUUCAAAUGUAUCGAUGCUACUAUACACGAGAAGGAGUUCUUUAUUCAAAAGGCGAUCGGAUGGUCGUUGCGCGAGUACUCCAAGACGGACAAGAAGAUGGUCAAAGGCUUUGUCGACAGUCGACCAAACAUCUCCAAUCUAUCAAAGCGCGAAGCAUUAAAGCAUCAUUGA